This is a messenger RNA of Neoarthrinium moseri, 2919 nucleotides long. RefSeq lists its product as uncharacterized. Bases 1 to 2919 code for a protein of 972 amino acids. NCBI's taxonomy places the organism in Eukaryota, Fungi, Ascomycota, Sordariomycetes, Amphisphaeriales, Apiosporaceae. The record is from RefSeq and is a predicted model, not a curated record. The transcript has 3 exons.
AUGGGGCUUUCAAAGCUCUUCGCGGCCUCUCUCUUGGCCAUGGGUCUCUUCAACCCCACAGCCGCUGUCCCGACGACAAGUGAGUUGGAAGCUCGCCAGCAGGCCUCGAGCUACUGGCUUCCCAACAUGGACCGUCAAGAAGUAGCUGCCUUUGCUGGGGACAGCAGCUUCAAGGUCUUCCGCAAUGUGAAAGACUAUGGUGCGGUCGGUGAUGGCACAACUGAUGACACGGCUGCCAUCAACAAGGCCGUACAGGAUGGCAACCGUUGCAUGAAAGGAUGUGACUCUCAGACUGCCAAGCCUGCUCUCGUCUACUUCCCCCCUGGUACCUACCUUGUCAGCGAGCCCAUCAUCCAGACCUACUACACGCAAUUCAUUGGUGACGCCGUCACCCUGCCCACUCUCAAAGCUUCGUCAAGCUUCACCGGUAUGGCUGUGAUCGAUGCAGACCCUUACGAGGAAGGCGUCAACUGGUACAUCAACCAGAACAACUUCUUCCGCCAGGUACGCAAUUUCGUCAUCGACAUUACAGCACUGCCCCCGGGCGCUGGUGCCUGUAUCCACUGGCAAGUCGCCCAGGCGACGAGCUUGCAGAACAUUGUCUUCAACAUGAACCCCGACAAGAGUGCCGCCAACGCCCAGAAGGGUAUCUUCAUGGACAACGGAUCCGGUGGCUUCAUGGCCGACUUGACAUUCAACGGCGGCGGCUUUGGCGCCUUUAUCGGCAGCCAGCAGUUCACCACUCGCAACAUGACGUUCAACAAUUGUAACACCGCCAUCUAUCUUAACUGGUGUUGGCUCUGGACCAUGCAGGAAAUCAAUAUCAACAAUGCGCAGAUCGGUAUCGACAUGUCCAGCGGUGGUGUUGGCAACAUUCAGGCUGGUAGUCUCUUGCUUCUCGACAGCAAGAUCUCCGGCACGCCCAUCGGAAUCAACACCCUCUACCAGACAGACCUCACCAUGACAAACAACACCUUGAUUCUGGACAACGUCGACAUGACCGAGGGAGUGACGACCGCCAUUCGCUUUGCUGGUGACAACAGCACUCUGCUCGCGGGUGGCCAGGUGAUUGCUGCUUUCGCCCAAGGCCGGACCUACGACGGAAACGCUGGCAAGGCUGUUCAAGCUGCGCGGAGCGGUAUCUCAAAGCCGGAGGGUUUGAUGAGCGACGGCAAAGUCUUUACGCGGACCAAGCCUCAGUACCAAGAGCUCCAGAAGGGCAGCUUUGUCAGCGUCAGAUCCUCUGGCGCCAAAGGAGACGGUGUCACCGACGAUACAGCCGCCAUCCAGAAGAUUUUCGACAGUGUCCAGGCCGGUAGCGUUGUCUACUUCGAUCACGGUGCUUACAUCAUCUCGGAUACCAUCAAAGUCCCCAAGGAAAUCAAGGUUGUCGGAGAGAUGUGGCCGCUCCUCAUGGCAGAUGGUGCCAAGUUCAACGACAAAGCGAACCCUAAGCCUGUAUUCCAGGUUGGCGAGGCUGGCGACGUUGGCAAUGUCGAAUUCUCUGACCUGAUCAUUGAGACCAAGGGACCUGCGCCGGGCGCUAUCCUCAUGCAGUGGAACUUGGCUGGAUCCUCAGCUGGUGCUGCUGGUCUGUGGGAUGUUCACUUCCGUAUUGGCGGCACUUCCGGCACUGAGCUCCAGUCGGACAAGUGCACGAAGAACCCCAACGCCACACACGGUGCCAAUGAGGAGUGCGAGGGUGCAUUCUUGCUGUUCCACGCCACGCAGACUGCCUCCGUCUACGUUGAGAACUGUUGGUUCUGGGUUGCCGAUCACGAGCUCGACAUCACCGACCACAACCAGAUUGAUAUCUACAACGGCCGUGGUGUUCUUCUCGAGUCCCAAAACCCCGUUUGGUUCUGGGGUACUGCAUCCGAGCACAAUCAGAUGUACAACUACCAGAUCUCCAACGCCCAGAACGUGUGGAUGUCUGUCAUCCAGACCGAGACGGCAUACAUGCAAGGCAACCCUGACGCAACCACGCCCUUCCCGGUCAAUGAAGGAUUCAACGACCCUGACUUCGCAACCAGCUGCACGGAUGGUUCCACUUCGUGUGCUCGCACCUGGGGUCUCCGUGUGACCAACUCGUCGGACAUCUUCGUCUUCGGUGGCGGGCUCUAUUCCUUCUUUGAGAACUACGGCCAGGAUUGUCUUCUUACUCAGAGCUGCCAGGACCACAUGGUCAGCAUCGAAAGCUCCAGCGUUCACCUCUUCGGUAUCAGCACCAAGGCGUCGGUCAACAUGAUCACCUUAGACGGUCAGUCGGUGGCACUGGACAAGGACAACCGAAAUACCUUCUGCGCCGCGAUUGCUCAGUUCGAGAGUGAGGGCGGCCCUGCUGGAAACGGUUCUGGCUCAGGCGGCAGUGGUAGCGGUUCCUCGUCCUCUGCAUCAAAGUCUGCCACGGCCACCAUCAAGCCAUCAAGCACUGCAGGAGGCUCGGGCUCGGCUCCGUCCUCAACGGCAGCCUCGCCGACUCAGUCCAGCGGUUCGGGCUCUGGAUCUGGAACUGGAGGCGGCUACGGAUCCGGUUCAGGAUCUGGGUCUCAGAGCUCAGGCACAGAGGCUGGCGCCACGACGACUGCUGCUGUCCCCGCAUCAACCGCCACCACUUCUCCUUCUCAGGGUAGCGGCUCAGGAAGCGGCUCUGGCAGUGGUUCCGGCAGUGGUUCUGGCAGUGACUCGGGCAGCGGUUCCGGCAGCGGUUCCGGCAGUGGGUCGGGAGGCUCUGGUUCAGGAACCGACAGUGUGACGACGAUUCCGAUCACUUCAACUCUCCCGGCCAGUACGUCGACCCAGGCCGCUGCGACCCAGACCGUGACGACUGGGAGUGGUACCGUCCCCGACCAAGCGAAAGCCGUCACGGUCACGGUCACUGCAACAGUGACUGCCACGGGACUGUGUGCUGCGUCGUAG